AGCGUGAAGACACAGAUACUUGUGGAAAUCUGACUAAAGCAUACAAAGACAACAAAGCUUUAAGAUGCCAAUGCGCCAAAUGGAUUUGACCAAAAUCAGCUGUAAAAUGCCAUUGGUUAUCUGUGUAGUUUUAUUCUUACUUGAAAAACAACUUGGGGCUUUGGUAAACGGAUGUUAUUCAGCUGAAGAAGCGACUAAACCAUUCUCAGACUUGCCAACUGUGGAAAUGAACAACUUGGAAUUCCCGAAUAAGCACGUUCUUCCAACGGGCUACAAUAUAACAGUCGUUUGUACAAGCAAUCAUCCAGCUAAAUCGAAUCAUAAAUAUUACUUACCCUACUGGAUGCAGUAUUUUUUCAACGAUGCCUACAAGAAAAAAUAUAGUUGUGGUGGUGGCAAUAGUGACUCACAUUACGAACGUUCAAAAGUGUGCAAAUACUUUAUUCAAAACGCCACCGAGGAUAACUCUGGGAAUUAUACCUGCAUCUCAAGAAAUAGUUAUGGCUGCACAAUGAAAACGAUGGCGUUGAUGUUUAAAGAGCCAUCACCUCCGCUGUUUACUCAUCACCAGCCUCGUGAAGUCGUCUCUCUAAAUUCGAGUAAAGCCAAACUCAGCUGUAAUGCAUCAGGUGUUCCCCUUCCCUCCAUCACCUGGUUCAAAGACGGUAAUAGCCUUUCCAGUUCUUCUGUGAUAGGGUCAAAAAGUUAUUCAGUAUUGAAUUUUGAAUCUGUACAUCCUCAUGACCAAGGACGGUAUUGGUGCGAGGCAAACAGCACAGAGGGGCAGAGCAGAUCAGCUCCUGUAAAUCUAACAGUGGUGUGGAAGCCAGUGUUCUCCAUUCAUCCCCAAGACACAACUGUGUAUCUUGACGAUGAUGCCACCACCGUGACUGUUAAUCUCUCGUGUGCAGCAAAUGGCUCCCCACUUCCCGUCAUCAGUUGGUUAAAAAACAACUCCAAAGUUGAUGAUGAUGCAGUGAUUCGAAGUCAAAACAUCUCCAUCCUCACUGUUGUAAUCAACGAGGGGACAGAAAAGCACUUUAGAUAUCGUUGCGUUGCUAAAAACUCGUUGGGAAACAUAACUUCCCAGGAAGCCACACUGAUGAUCGCAAAACGCGAUGAGGAACGUUCACCUAUGAAGGCUGAUAACGGAACAGUCACCAAAGAAAAUUGGUCCGCAAUCAUUUGGUCCACCGCGAUAACCGGAGCUUCAGUUCUUAUUUUCAUCAUAAUUCUGUUCGUUAUCAAGAGGAGAAUGGAAAAGAGAUCAAUCUACCUACUAGACAAGAAAGUUUUUAGAAGGACACAAGAGGCUUUUGAGAUAAAAAUCACGAGUACAAACGAUACGAUAAAUCAGUUACGAAACAGCCAGUCUGCAUUAACCGAUGAUGGUCAACACACGGAUCCAUCUACUAUUGACGAAAACGAAGUCGUUGGAAACGAAAUUUAUUUGCAAUUAAUGGCAGUUGACAGAAACUGGGAGAUCCCCCGGGAUAGAUUGACUAUUUCAGAGGAGAAACUUGGCAAAGGAGAGUUUGGAGAGGUUAAGAAAGGAGUUUACCUAAGAACUGAUAGAAAUGAACUUCCAGUGGCGGUGAAAAUUCUUAAAGAUAACAAAGACAGACAGCAGCGAAUGGCGCUAAUCAAAGAACUGGAGACACUCAUCCUAGUUGGUCGCCAUCCGAAUAUUGUCAGUUUGGUCGGAGCUUGCACCUUUGAAGAACCUCUUUGCAUCGUCAUUGAAUUUGUCUCUGGUGGAAGUCUUGAUAAAUUACUUCGAAGCAGUCGCGUCCAUAAUCAACAAGUUGAUCCAACUUAUGUUAACAUAUGGUCAAGGCUGACAGAGAGAGAAUUAUUGAGGAUUGCUUCAGACGUCGCUAGCGGCAUGAGCCACUUGGAAAGUAAACAGUGCAUUCAUCGCGACUUGGCGUGCAGAAAUGUUCUUGUUGGAAAAGGGUUGGUAGCCAAGGUGGCUGAUUUUGGAAUGGCACGUGACGUAUCCACAGAUGGGCAGUACAUCAAGGCAACAGAGGGACGAGUUCCAUGGUUAUGGAUGUCUAUGGAGGCGUUAAGGGGAACUUGUACAAUAAAGGGAGACGUGUGGUCAUUUGGAGUAACCCUUUGGGAGAUAGUCACUCUUGGGGAACUACCGUACACGGGUAUCAAAGGCAUUUUAGAGCUUUACGAAUUGCUGGAGGAUGGAACAAGAUUACCAAAACCACUGCAUUGUUCGGAUGAGCUUUAUAGCAUCAUGUUAGGCUGUUGGCAGAGGAACCCUGACGAGCGUCCAUCAUUUGAACAGCUUUAUGAAAUGUUGGAGGAACUUUUACAACGCGAGACUAGAACAUACAUCAAUGUCACUUACUUCGAAGAGCAAAACAAAGAGGAAGCUACUUGGAUAUGAGUUUACUUUACGUUCAACACAAGUGGAAGACGUUGCCAUGAAAGAGCAAAAACGAAGAUCGAAGAUUUUGUCUCCUAUUAAACGUAGAUGGACUUAAGGCACAAGCCGCCUGUUAACCCUGCCAUUAUGGGGAGAGGUGUGUAGUGGGGGUGUGUGUG
Messenger RNA from Pocillopora verrucosa, 2562 nucleotides. RefSeq names its product fibroblast growth factor receptor 4. NCBI's taxonomy places the organism in Eukaryota, Metazoa, Cnidaria, Anthozoa, Scleractinia, Pocilloporidae. Gene Ontology annotation, molecular function: ATP binding; transmembrane receptor protein tyrosine kinase activity. The record is from RefSeq and is a predicted model, not a curated record. Gene Ontology annotation, cellular component: signaling receptor complex; plasma membrane. Gene Ontology annotation, biological process: positive regulation of kinase activity; multicellular organism development; cell surface receptor protein tyrosine kinase signaling pathway.